AUGGAACGUUUAUUACGACUUGGAGGUCUUGGACCCGGUGGUUUAGGUGGUACACCAGUUGAUUCUCAACAAGUAGACACUAGUGAAACUGUCUACAUAUCUUCGUUAGCCUUGUUAAAAAUGUUAAAACAUGGAAGAGCUGGUGUUCCUAUGGAAGUUAUGGGUUUAAUGCUUGGAGAAUUUAUUGAUGAUUAUACAGUUAAUGUUGUUGAUGUUUUUGCAAUGCCUCAAUCAGGAACAGGAGUAUCUGUUGAAGCUGUUGAUCCAGUUUUUCAAGCAACUAUGCUUGAUAUGUUAAAACAAACAGGAAGACCAGAAAUGGUUGUUGGAUGGUACCAUUCCCAUCCAGGUUUUGGUUGUUGGCUUUCAGGUGUUGAUAUCAAUACACAACAAAGUUUUGAGGCACUGUCUGAUCGUGCUGUUGCUGUGGUAAUUGAUCCAAUUCAAUCUGUAAAAGGUAAAGUUGUUAUUGAUGCUUUCCGAUCUAUAAAUCCUCAAUCUGUUGCUAUGGGACAGGAACCCAGACAAACCACUAGCAAUUUAGGUCAUCUAAAUAAACCAAGUAUUCAAGCUGUCAUUCAUGGUUUGAAUAGACAUUAUUAUUCUAUUCCAAUAGCUUAUAAGACAAAUGAAAUGGAACAAAAAAUGUUAUUAAAUUUAAACAGAACCUCAUGGAUGGAUUCUCUUGGAAUGAAAAAUUUCACUCAUCAUUGUGGUAAUAAUGAAGCAACUUUACAAACAAUGUUAAAAUUAACAAAAGCUUACAAAACUAGCCUGGAAGAGGAAGAAAAGAUGACAGAUGCACAAUUAGCUAUCAAAAAUGUUGGAAAACAGGACCCAAAACGUCACUUAGGAGAUACAGUUACAAAAAUGCUUGGUGAAAACAUUGUACAGACAUCAGCUUCCAUGAUUGAUACAGUUUCUUUUGAUUAA
This is a messenger RNA of Strongyloides ratti, 933 nucleotides long. Its product is annotated as 26S proteasome non-ATPase regulatory subunit 14. The record is from RefSeq and is a predicted model, not a curated record. Bases 1 to 933 code for a protein of 310 amino acids. Gene Ontology annotation, biological process: protein deubiquitination; proteasome-mediated ubiquitin-dependent protein catabolic process. Lineage: Eukaryota; Metazoa; Nematoda; Chromadorea; Rhabditida; Strongyloididae. Gene Ontology annotation, cellular component: proteasome regulatory particle, lid subcomplex. Gene Ontology annotation, molecular function: metallopeptidase activity; protein binding; proteasome binding. The transcript is spliced from 2 exons.